AUGGCGGUUAAAUAUAUAUUGGAAUUACUUAUUUUCGCUGUUUUCGUUCAUUUUGGUACCUCCAUCCGGUGCUACGAGUGCAACAGCGCAAACAACUCCAUGUGUCUAAACCCCACGAUCUACGACUUGCAAAGUGUGCAAAAAUACCUGCGCUCGACGAAUUGCGAGAAAAGCUCCUUCACUCCUCCAAACAGCCAGGGUUCAAAGGAAAUGUUCUGCAGAAAGAUUAUACAGACAAUUCUACACAAGGGCCAUGAUCCCGAAGUCCGCGUGACCCGCGGUUGCGGCUGGGUGAAACACCGACGGGAUUGCUACAUGGCAGACAAUGAAGACCAUCUGGAAACCGUCUGUCAAUGCUUCACCGACGACUGCAACUCCGCUACCAUGAUGAAAUACAGCAUCCUUAGUAUAACUCUCUGUAGUUUACCUUCCAUUUUUCUUAGAUUUUAU
Messenger RNA from Brenthis ino (lesser marbled fritillary), 450 nucleotides. NCBI's taxonomy places the organism in Eukaryota, Metazoa, Arthropoda, Insecta, Lepidoptera, Nymphalidae. The record is from the annotation of a GenBank genome assembly.